This is a messenger RNA of Arabidopsis thaliana (thale cress), 533 nucleotides long. Its product is annotated as Defensin-like (DEFL) family protein. Gene Ontology annotation, cellular component: extracellular region. The record is from RefSeq and is marked reviewed. The transcript is spliced from 2 exons. NCBI's taxonomy places the organism in Eukaryota, Viridiplantae, Streptophyta, Magnoliopsida, Brassicales, Brassicaceae. Bases 52 to 288 code for a protein of 78 amino acids.
AAACAGUUUUAAAUACAUAUUUUCUCUUUUGAAUUGUAAGAAGAACAACAUAUGGCAAAGACUCAAAACUUUGUUUGCUUCACCGCCGUCUUGCUCAUCCUCAUUUUGGUCUCGACCGAGAUACCAAUGAUUGAGGGAAAAACAUGUAAGCUUUUUAGAGGAGAAUGUCCCGUGGAUCCGUGCGAACCUGAAAAAUGUGAUGAGUGUUGCAAGGCAACGUUUGGGAAACAAAUUUGUGGAAAAUGCGAACAAGAGAGCACUGAAUUACAUUGUCAUUGUCGCCGCUAAGCACUUGAUCAUAAUCUUUGACAAACAAGCCUCUUAUGUACUAAAUGAGAAAUGAUGCGACUUUAACUCAUUUCUUGUUAUCUUUGUUUUUCUUUUUAUUUUGGUGUGUUGAUUUUGAUUCAUUUCGUGUGGUAUUUCCCUUUUUUUGUUUUUCCAUUGUGUGUAAACGUAUAACGUAUUCAUAUUGCGUGCUCCAUAAUAAUUAUGUACGUUCAAUAUGAUUUUAUUGGAUGUGUGUUUGAGAA